Messenger RNA from Talaromyces atroroseus, 16929 nucleotides. RefSeq lists its product as hypothetical. NCBI's taxonomy places the organism in Eukaryota, Fungi, Ascomycota, Eurotiomycetes, Eurotiales, Trichocomaceae. Bases 1 to 16929 code for a protein of 5642 amino acids. Gene Ontology annotation, cellular component: cytoplasm. Gene Ontology annotation, biological process: secondary metabolite biosynthetic process; amino acid activation for nonribosomal peptide biosynthetic process. Gene Ontology annotation, molecular function: phosphopantetheine binding; catalytic activity. The transcript has a single exon. The record is from RefSeq and is a predicted model, not a curated record.
AUGCACGAGACACGUCUUCAACUUCAAAACAGCUUCUCUUCGCUAGAGGUUGCUGUAGCUUGGGCAGUCUUGCUCAAGGACUAUGCCGGUUCAUCAAAUUUCUCGUUUUGGGCCACCGGUUGCACAUCUCCAGGCCACUCCAGGAACAUUCGUCUAGAGAUAGACGAGACAGAAACACUCGACCAGCUUUCCAAAAAGUUGCAAAGGCAGCUCUCAGAGAGAUAUGAUGCUGCACAAACAGAUCAAAUCUCGAUUUUUCAAACGCAUUUACAUAUCAUUCCCACAGAGUCGGAGAUGGGAAACGGCUGUGAGUACUCGGAAACUACAGGGUCAAACCACGGAGUUGGCACAUUACUAUCAAAUGCGAAAAUCGACUUCACAUUGAAAUGUUUUAUCCUAGAACAAGGCCGAGCAGUGAACAUGAUUGCAGCGCCGAAUGAUUCCACCAGUAGUGGCGCCCAGGGGCUGCGUAUUCUGCAACAAUUCGAGCAUGUGCUUCACGAAAUUGAUUCACUGUCAAAAGACUGGAGCAGCAAGCAUGUGUAUAAAAUAAGCACAGCCAGUUAUUGGGACAUCAGCACCGUAUGGAACUGGAACUCCUCCAUUGAAGCUCCCGAGCCCAGAACUACGCUCCAGGUGUUCGCUGAACAUGUAGCUAAGCAACCGGAUUCACCUGCGGUCAAUGCAUGGGACGGCAAAUUCACAUAUGCGGAGUUAGAUCAACUGUCAAAUGAAUUUGCGUCGCACCUGAGCCAUGAUGCCGGCAUCGGACCAGGGAACAUCGUCCCUUUAUGCUUUGAGAAGUCUAAAUGGACGCCUGUUGCCAUUCUAUCCGUGAUAAAGACAGGAGCCAUGUUUGCCUUGUUAGAUGAAAAUCUUCCAGACGACAGACUGCGGCAAAUAGCACGGGUCAUUAGCCAAGAAACGAUCCUGGCACUUUCAUCGGCUUCACAGAAGCACCGGGCAGAGCUUGUUGCGUCGCGGGUUGUUAUUGUUGAUUCUAACCAUCCGGAAACUACGCCCCCGCCAACUGCAAAUCCACAGAGGGAACUUGAAAUCGGACCCUCGACUCCGUUAUAUGUUGUGUUCACUUCAGGGUCGACGGGAAUUCCCAAGGCUGCUUUACUAUCACACAACAACAUAUGUACUUUUGUCACAUUGGUAAGCGCUUUGAGUGAUGUGACACCGCGGUCAAGGGUUCUUGCGCUCGCUUCAUAUGCAUAUGAUGUCUCGCUCGGCGACAUAUUCAUCAGCUUGCUGACCGGGGCUUGUUUAUGCAUCCCUUCAUCCUGGGAAUGUAAAAACGACGUGGGUCGGGUGGUGCAAAACUAUGGGAUUACACGCGCUAUGAUGACACCCUCUGUUUCUAAGAUGUUGCGUCCGUCUGAAUCACCUACGUUAGAAGUUUUGGAUCUAUGCGGUGAACCGUGCAGUGAAGAUGCCGUAGCCAGAUGGCGGGGAACUAACACCCGAGUUAUGAAUACAUACGGUCCAGCUGAGUGCACGGUAACUACUGUGUUGAAUUAUAAUGUCCUUCUUUCAAAAAGACCGACUAUUAUUGGCAAGGGAUUAGGUGCCUGCUGGAUAACGGAUCCGAUUGACCAUGAUCGACUGACACCGGUUGGAGGAAUAGGGGAACUCGUUUUGGAAGGUCCACAAAUUGGCCUGGGAUACCUUCAUGACGAAGAAGCUACACAAGCAAAGUUCUUUUAUGAUGCGCAGUGGUUGCACGACCGGAUGUCCGGUCUUGAAAAUGAGCGCACAGGGCGCCUAUAUCGUACCGGUGAUCUUGUCCGGUAUACAGAUCAUGGAGAGAUUGAUUACAUCGGUCGCCGUGACAUGCAAGUCAAGAUCCGGGGGCAGAGAGUAGAGCUCGGAGAGAUCUCUGUUCAUUUACAAGACCUUAUUCCCCCUUCAAUUCAGUGGUGUCCAGAGGUUAUAAAGCUGCAGAGUGGAGCCGAGCUGCUCGUUGUAUUCCUUGUUGUUGAUCUUGUGAACAAGCCACAGAGUCAAUUUUCGGAAAGCCUGAAACCGUUAGUUGAUCGUGUCAACACAGAACUUCAGAGCAAACUGCCUCCAUCUAUGAUUCCAAGUGCGUACGCAGCAAUUGACAGAAUUCCACUCUCCCUGUCCGGCAAGGUAGAUCAUAGGAAGCUCAGAGAAAUGGGGCUAUCACUCCCAGUAUCUCGCUGUAUAGUAUGGCAGAACAAGGCCAUGGAUGCGUUGGAGACUAAUGGCCAUCCGUAUUCCACCACAAACUACAAUGGAACAGCCAUCAGAAGUGGCUAUGUUAAUGGAAGUAGCCAGGGGCCCGAAGAAGGAACAAAGCAACAAAAUGGAAACGGGGAAAUUUCCAAGCUGGAGCUACUUAGGCACGUUUGGAGCGAUGUUCUUCACGUUGACAUAGAGUCAAUUCACCCUUCAGAUACAUUUUUUUCUCACGGUGGCGAAUCGUUAACGGCUAUCAAAUUUGUCAGUACAGCAGCCAAAGUUGGUAUCCAGCUCGAUGUCGCUACGAUCUUUGGAUAUCCACGACUGUCGGAUUUAGUAAUUAAAAGCAAGUGGUCUCACACAUCACUUCCAAGGCCCCCUGGCAAUUUCUCACUUCUAAAAGCGAAAGAAUCUCUAGAGGAGAUUAGUUCUCUGUGUCAAACUAGCAUUGAAAAUAUAGAAGACUCAUAUCCUUGUACGCCACUGCAGGAAGGAUUAAUUGCCAAUUCGGUGAAGUACGUUGGCCGUGGAACUUUUGCAUUGCCCAAGCACAUCAACCUUGAACGGUUUGCACAAGCAUGGAAGCGUGUCGCAACCACUCACCCAAUUCUUCGAACCCGGAUCGUUGAUACGGAAUCCAAUGGCCUUGUGCAGGUGGUCUUGCGUGAGGAGAAUUUGUUCUCGGAAAUUCGAACUCAGCCUCUAGCAACCUAUCUCAAAGAGGACAAUCAUAAGCAAAUGGGACUAGGUACAGAGCUUUGCCGCUGGGCCAUUGUGCGUGACCUUGGUUCAGUUUACUUUGUGUUGACCAUGCAUCACGCUAUUUAUGAUGGUUGGACUCUUCCACGAAUUGGAGCAGAGGUUUUCCGUGCUUAUCAAGGAGUCCGGAUUGAACAAAGUGUAGGGUUCAAUGUUUUUAUUAAACAUGUCACUUCAAUCCCAUUGGAACCAGCAGUAGAGUUUUGGACACGCCAGCUAGCAAAGCCAGAAAGCAUAGUAGCAUUUCCAUCCCUGCCACAUGAAGUCCGUCAGCCUAGGGCCGAUUCGAUGCUAUCGAAAGCUUUCCCGACUCCAUCGAAUGCUAACCAGGGUGCAUCAAUUCCUUCGCUAUUGAGAGCUGCGUGGGCCUUAUUAGUAUCGAAGCAUUCCGGGAGCGACGAUGUCAUCUUUGGCGCAACCGUCUCUGGUCGCAACGUUGCAAUAAACGGCAUCGAAGACCUUCUCAGCCCUACCAUAUCAACUGUUCCUGUUCGGGUCAAAAUAGAUACGAAUGCCAGCGUGAGAAGUUUCGUUGCUGCUGUUCAAAACCAAGCCUUGGAGACCAUGCCAUUUGAAAACCUGGGCUUGCGCAGAAUUCGAAAACUGAACGCGAUAACACGAGAAGGAAGCAAAUUCCAGACUUUGUUCAUUGUUGAUCCCCCAAAUGAAUUCCAUGUUAACACACCAUCUUCCCUAAGUCCAUCGGAUCGAGAACUUAAACACAUGCUAGAACAACUCGAUGAUACACUAAGUGAGACAUUGUCGAACUUCAACGAAUAUGGUUUGAUGAUAGUCAUUACCCAGAAGAAUGGCCAGUUGCAAGUCAAAGCCAGUUAUGAUUCACGAGUUUUGAAUAACACUGAGGUGCAGACUUUACUUGAUCAAUUCGCGCACGUGGCAGAUGCAAUUGGUCGCAGCAGUAAUCUCACACGCAGCCUUAGAGAGCUGCAGCUGGCCAGUGGAUCUGACAUCGACAAAAUCUGGCAGUGGAAUAAGGAAAUAUUUUCUGUCGGGGAGGAAAGCGUCCAUGAGAUUAUUGCUAGAACCAUCAAGCUUCAACCAGAAGCGCAGGCUAUCGCGGCUUGGGAUGGAAGUGCAAGUUUCAGCGAAGUGGAUGAACUUUCUUCACGACUUUGUCAUACCUUACGCGAAAAAGGUAUAGGUCGGGGUAGUUUAGUACCAAUUUGCAUGGAAAAAUCGAUGUGGGCAACCAUUGCCAUGCUUGCCAUCCUAAAAACAGGUGCUGGGUUUGUCGCAAUGGACGUCAAAAACCAGCCAAGGAAGCGUUUGCAGACUAUUGUGGAAGAGGUAGAGGCAAGAUGCGUUAUUACCACAGGCCCGACAACAGAAUUGGCACGAAAGCUGUGCAAAGAGGUCAUAGUUUGUGAAGAGGUCAACGGUAGUGGUACCAAUGAUACACUUAAUUAUUCCUCGCAAUCUAUAGCAUCUGACACCGCUUUUGUCGUGUUCACGUCCGGAAGCACUGGUGUCCCUAAAGGCAUAGCUAUCACUCAUGGAAAUUUCUCAUCAACAGUUCGGCAUCAUGCUCGCGAAUUGAAGUUGACAAAAGAUUCGCGAAUAUACGACUUCGCAUCUUACAGCUUCGAUAUAGCAGUUCAUAACGCUCUGAUGGCGUUGUGCCUGGGAGGAUGCCUAUGCGUCCCCAGUGAAGGUGACAGAGAGAAUGACAUCGAGGGCUCCUUUUCGCGCUUGACUGCCAAUUGGGCAGAUAUCACCCCAUCAGUUGCACGCCUGAUCGAUCCGAGUGCAGUUCCUGGACUGCAAACUCUUGUUCUUAGUGGAGAAGCCGUUAGCAAAGAUGUCGUGCAACAGUGGUCUAAGAAGGUCAAUCUCAUAAAUGCCUAUGGCCCAGCAGAAUGCCAAAUUUGCACAGUACAGGGAGCUGUUACGAACAUUGAGAACGCAGCCGACAUUGGCCAUGCAGUUGGCUGCGUAGCAUGGAUCGUUGACGUUGGAACCGACAACUUGUCGCCAAUUGGUGCUACAGGGGAACUUGUAAUUGAAGGGCCUAUUGUCAGCCCAGGCUACCUGAAUGCCCCGAAUGACAAUUUCAUUCGUGAUCCAUCAUGGCUGUCAGAAGGCUCUGCCUCGGUGACUGGGAGACGUGGCUAUCUCUAUCGAACCGGAGACUUGGCUCGUUAUCGAUCUGAUGGAACAAUUGUCUAUAUGGGCCGCAUUUCUACACAAGCUAAGAUAAACGGUCAGCGCAUCGAGCUGGGCGAAGUAGAGUUCCAUGUCAAGACCGCGGACCCUUCACUCAGAGAAGUAGUGGCUGAUGUUCUCAAUGUAGAUGGAACUGAUGUCCUCACGGCAUAUCUAGUUACUUCUCACGACAGUCAAUGGCAUACCUAUACCGGGAGCGCUGAAAAUGAUGCAGGGUCUAUAGUUGAGCCAGUUUCUCCUCCACCAGGGCUACAGCAAACCCUAAGAACUUCUCUUCCUACCUACAUGGUCCCUAGUCUUUUUCUAAAAACAUCCAACAUUCCCCUCACGCCAACACGAAAAGUAGAUCGUAAGCGAUUGAAAGAUGACGCUUCUAAUAUAUCAUGGGAUUACAUUCGCCAAAUGACAGAGCAAAAAGCGGAUGCUGGAGGAAGAGCCUUCAGUCAGCGACAGCUUACCCUCGCUCAUAUAUGGUCGAGUGUGCUCAGAAUCGAUAUCACAAAAAUUACAACGCAAAGUGACUUUUUCCAGCUGGGCGGCGAUUCUAUUUCAGCAAUGCGCCUGGCGAAGCACUCACGCAACAUAGGAUUAUCGUUAACGGUUGCAGACGUGUUCCGACACUCUCAACUUGAAGAGAUGUCCAAGUUGGUCACGGAGAUAACAGAAGAGGAGAUUAUACCUGGCACGAUACAGCCAUUUUCUCUCAUCCCAGGGGCUUCAAGGGACGUGUUGGUUUCAUCAGCAGCCGCUGUCUGCAAUAUAUCUCGAGAUGCAAUUGUCGAUAUUUACCCAUGCACGGCUUUCCAAGAGGCAGUGUUUGCGCUGACAGCGGGGAAUUCGUCUGCCUACGUGCAACAUACAUUGCUCAGAUUCGGCAACGGUCUAGUUGUCGAGCAUGUAUUAGAGGCUUGGAAUGCUGUGGUUGAUGCUAAUAACAUCUUACGAACUAGACUUGUCCAGUCUGAAGAUGCUCAGUUAUUUCAAGUAGUUGUUCGUCAGCAGGGAAAGCCAUGGAGAUGGUACGACAGUACCGAGGAUUAUCUUCGUGAGACAGCAAAGAUACCCAUGGGAUUAGGGAAUGAGCUUUCUCGCUUUGGAAUCGUUCGUGACAAAUCCACGACGGAGAAACCUUCAUAUAUCCUCAUAUGGACAAUGCACCAUGCUGUUUACGAUGCAUGGACAAUGGAUAUCAUUCUACGUCAAGUUUCCGAAUAUUAUCAGUCUCACAAUCUCGGUACAGUAAGUCCUAAUUACAAUGUUUUUGUAGACUUCAUUCAGCAUCAGGAGCAUACGAGUGUGAAGUGGUGGGAACAAUAUCUUUCUGGCGCUUCCAAUGCAUCAUACUUCCCAAAAACGCCAAUGUCUAUAAACGGAGAUGCAGUGAAUAGCCUAACGAGGAAAGAAUUUGGCUUACCCCAAAGCAUCCCUCCAGGGUACUCGCCGGCAGUGCUUUUGCGUGCUGCAUGGGCUAUUCUAAUGGCUCGCCAUACUGGUGGCGAAAGUGUUGUCUUUGGUGAGACACGUCUUGGCCGCAAUGUUCCUGUUAAAGACGUGGAGAAAAUGCCUGGCCCGACAAUUGCGUCCGCCCCAAUCUUUCUCCAUGUCGACCGGGAACAGACAAUUAAGAAGCUUUUGGAUACCCUGCGAGAAGACGGCAUUCAAAUGCAAGAGUUUGAACAUCUUGGUCUUCAGAAUAUAUCUCGCAUCAGCGAAGAUGCUCGUGCAGCGUGCAAUUUCCAAACACUUCUUGUCUUCCUGGAAACCGAAGACAGGAUCGAUGGAGACUCCAUAUUUGAGGUUGAUGACACAAUCGAUGAUAUUCGCAAUUUCAACAACAAUUAUCUUCUCAUAUAUUUGAAUUUAACAAGGACGAGCCUGGUUACGGAAGCUGUUUUCCGAGAAUCCGCCAUCUCUGCAGGAUAUGUAGAUCUGAUUCUUCAACAACUUCAUUCCAUUUUCUCGACUAUAUGUGUUCUGCCGCUGGAAACGCUUGUCAACCAGCUUGACGUGGCCAGUGAGCAGGAUUUGUCCCAAAUCUGGGACUGGAAUGCAACUCCGGCAGAGGCAGUGGACGCAUUCAUUCAUGAGCUUAUCGCUCAAAACGCACAACAAUAUCCAGAAAAGAUGGCUGUGAUUGCUCAUGAUGGUCAGAUGACUUACCGAGAACUUGAUCAAUACUCAAACAACUUAGCUGCCCAAUUGAUUGCGCGAGGAAUUGGUUUGAAUACAUUUGUGCCUCUGUGUUUUGAAAAGUCUGUUUUGGUGCCCGCUGCGAUGCUAGCGGUCGUCAAGACUGGGGCUGCCUUCUGGGUUAUGGAUGUCUCUUAUCCUGAGAGCAGGCUCAAGUUGAUCACUGAAGCCUUGGGGGCGAAGUUGGUCCUUUCGAGCCCGUUGCAAAUUGAUUUGGCUAAACGACUUGGUCAAAAUACUCUUCUUGUGGAUGAAAGUGCUUACAAAGACUCCACAGAGCUCAGCACACAUCCCAUAAUCGAGAGCUUGCCCCGGAAUACUGACCGCUUGAUGUACGUUUGCUUCACAUCAGGAAGCACUGGGGUUCCGAAAGGUGUGAUGGUAACGCAUAAAAACCUUGCCUCGGCUGCCGUGGCUCAGACCAGGGAGCUUGAUUUCGUCAAGGAGGAUAGGGUGUAUGAUUUCUCAUCCCACGCUUUUGACGCAAACAUAUGGCAUUUCUAUCUAGGUUUUGUUAUCGGAGCCUGUGUGUGUAUUCCUUCCCAGGAAGAUCGCACUGGAAACCUGGCAGGAAGCAUCACGGGCUUCAAAAGCACUGCACUAUUUUUAACACCAUCUGUAGCUCGUACCCUCGACCCUAAAGAUGUACCCACUGUGAAGAGACUAUAUCUAGGAGGAGAAGCCGUGACUCCUCUGGAUGUAUCAAUGUGGAAAGACUCGCUAGAACUCUGGGGAGCAUACGGACCAACGGAAACGACGCCAUUGUGCAUAUUCACUCGUCUUUCUACGCCUGAAUCUGCGUCUAACAUUGGACGAGGAGUUGGUGUCAGGUCAUGGGUCGUCAAUCCAAACAACCACGAAGAAUUGGUGGCCAUUGGAGCCGUAGGAGAGAUGGUCAAUGAGGGGCCGUUAGUCACUUCAGGUUAUUAUGAACAGCCUGAAAAAACAGUCAAGGUGUUUAUUGAAGACCCAGAGUACCUUCAACGUGGAUACAAAAACCAUACUGGACGACGAGGCAGACUUUACAAGACGGGAGAUCUAGUCAGGCAGUGUUAUGACGGUACUAUCCAAUACCUAGGACGCGCAGACACCCAAGUCAAAUUGAGAGGCCAGAGAGUCGAAUACGGCGAAAUUGAAUACCACCUCAAACGUGCUUUACCGUAUGCCUCGUCAAUUUGUGAGGUUGUUAUUCAUCCGUCUUCAGGUCGUCCCAUGCUUGUCGCUUUUUGCGUCGUUCCUGCAGAUGCUCCGUUCGACAAACAGUCAACUAGGGCAUACCUCAGCAAGAGACUGCCACCGUAUAUGGUACCGGAGUUCUUCCUCAUCAUCUCAGAGAUUCCGAGAAACCCUUCUGGCAAGGUUGAUCGCCUAAAAUUGAGAGCAUUAGGACCUGAGCUUCUACUUACAUCCACUGCACAAGAAAGCGAGGUUGGUGUGGAACCCCUCAAUGGGCCUCUUACGGAGGUUGAGACCUUGUUGGGCACACUGUGGGCUACAGCUCUUGGGCAAAAGUCUAUCCUGCUCCCACCUGAUGCUGACUUUGUGGACGUGGGAGGCGACUCUAUUGCGGCUAUGAAACUAUCAAAUCUGUCACGCAAACAGGACCUUGGCUUAACAGUCGCCGAUAUCAUCAAAUACCCAAAACUGUCUUCGAUGGCCCUGAGGAUUCACUCUGUGCGAACCUGGUCCAACUCUCCAGCGCCAUUUUCCAUGAUAGACCCAGUGAAACGGAAAGAUAUCCUGAUAAACGCUGCUACCACUUGUAGUGUCUCCGUGGAGGAUAUCGCAGAUAUAUAUCCUUCCACACCACUGCAAACUGAGCUCGUUGCUCUGACAUUGAAACAACCCCAAGCCUACAUAAAGCGGUCUGUUUAUGAUAUUCCAGAAAACGUUGAUGUUGAUAAGCUUGUCCAAGCCUGGGAUAUUGUUGUUAACACCAAUGCUAUUCUGCGUACUAGAUUCGUCGAAAUCGAGGGCGAGGGUCUCGUACAAGUAGUUAUCAGGAGACAUACAUGGAGCAGGUAUCAUAGUCUACAAGCUUAUAUUGAAGCAUCGAGUAAGGAUAGCAGAGACCUGGGCAAUUCGCUAUCGCAGCUAGCAAUCAUCGACGGCUCUGAGCCUCCAAAGAUUGUAUGGACAAUACACCAUGCCCUCUACGACGAAUGGUCUACCUUAAUUAUUGAGGAACAGCUCCGCCGGGCAUAUCAAGACCGUAUAAUUCACAGGCCUCCGGAGUUCAACGCAUUUGUUCGUUACAUCUUAUCCCAAGACCUCGAACAGGCAAAACUAUUCUGGCAGAACCGUCUUUCUGGAUGCACUUCUGUCAACGUUUACCCCCGAUUGCCAUCAGCAAACCAUCAAGUGCGGCCAUCAAAGACAUUUAAUCGUACGAUAAGCCUCGAUGCAGGUUCUGUUGGGAAUUUGCAGGCAAAAGUUCACGCCGCUUGGGCUCUGAUUGUUUCAAAGCUUACCGGGUCUAAUGACGUGGUAUUUGCUGCGACAUUGGCUGGACGCAAUGCUGCAGUUGAGGGCCUUGAGCAAGUGGUUGGCCCAACGAUCACACCAGUGCCUAUCCGAAUUCAAUUGCAGAAUGAAGUCCAGCAAACACAAGAACUUCUAGAUACUGUGGAGAAGGAGACGUCUGAAAUGGCGCCCUAUCAGCACAUAGGAAUCAAGAACAUUGAGAUAAUCAAUGAAGACACGCGCGCUGCUUGCAAAGUUCAAACCCUCAUUGUCAUAACGCCAAGUUCACAGUCGGGUACCGAAGACGUCGAUGCAAUAAAAACCUCUACAUAUGAAGCUGAGAGCGAGGAAGGAGAGGCUUUCCACACAUUUGCGCUUGUUUUGUUCGUCUACCCUGCGAAAAACAGUCUUGACCUGCAAGUUGUUUAUGACCCAGCCAUCCUGGACCAACGUGAAAUUAGGCGCCUCACCGGCAGAUUGGAAUUCGUCAUGUCAUCGUUCAGCAAUAAGAGUCAUAUUUCAGAGAUCGACGGUCUCGGAAAGGAAGAUCUUGAAGACAUAUUCAAAUGGAACGCCGACCUGCCCGUAUCUAGCUACCGUCUGCUUCAUAAAGUAAUUCUGGAAAGCGCAAAUGAACGCCCUGAAAAGGUCGCCAUUGACUCAUGGGAUUGUAAAUUGUCUUACUCACAACUAGACACAAUGUCAGACAAUCUGUCCUUGCAGCUAAGCAGUCAUGGACUAGGGCGAGGUUCUGUCGUUCCUAUUCUCUCUCCAAAGUCCGGCUACGUUCCUGUAGCGGCAUUGGCCGUCCUCAAGGCUGGGGCAGCUUUCUUACCCCUAGAUGUCAAGCAACCACUUAAUCGACUAGCAGCGGUUGCUAAUCAAGUGAAACCAAAAGUUAUUCUUGCCACUGCGUCGCUGAGACAGCUUGCUAACAAGCUCGCUGAGAACAUUGUUCUUAUCGAAUCGUGCAUCGAGCCUGCUGUCACUGGAACAAACCAUCUAGAACACAUUGAUACUGUCCAGCUCGAUGAUAAUGCCUGUAUUCUCUUCACAUCUGGCACCACAGGGACCCCCAAAGGUGUUAUGCAAACCCAUCGAGCUCUAUCAUCAGCCAUUGAACAUCAAACUGAAAAGUCCGGCUUCACAGAACAAACAAGAGCCUUUGAGUUUGCUUCAUACAGUUUCGAUGUCAGUUGGAAUAUGAUAUUCAAGGUUCUCACUGUCGGCGGCACCCUCAUUGUACCAAGUGAAGAAGAAAGACAAAAUGACCUUUCUGGAGCAUUGAUUAGAUCAGCUGCUACCCUCACCGAGCUCACAGCUUCAGUUGCCCGCUUACUUGAUCCAAGUCGACUCCCCGAUAUCGAAACCCUUAUUCUGUCUGGUGAACCUGUUGACAUUCGGGAGUUCGAGCAUUGGAAACCAAGUGUACGCGUGAUUAUCUGCUAUGGGCCUUCGGAAUGUACAUCAGUUGCAACCAUGAAUCCUGGUAUGCCAAAUGCUUCCAGUCAUGCUGGCAUUGGAAGGGGUUCCGGAUGUUUGACAUGGAUCGUCGACCCACAGAACUACCGCCGACUGAUGCCGGUUGGAGCAGUAGGUGAGAUCCUUAUCCAGGGUCCGAUUGUGGGCAAAGGAUACUACAACAAUGAAUCUUUGACCAAAGCAUCAUACCUAGCUUCUGACCUUCCGUGGCAGCAGUCUGUUGGUCAUGGCCCAGAACCGUACUCCAAAUCAAUGUUCCUCUCCGGUGACCUGGCACGAUACGAUGAAAAUGGUAACCUGCAUUUUGUUUCUCGUAAAGACCUCCAAGUCAAGCUCCACGGUCAGCGAAUUGAACUCGAAGAGGUCCAAUAUCAUAUCAGCAAGCUUCUAACGGGCCACGUUGGGCCAGUGAUAUGUUGCAUUCUGGGACAGUCAAGAUUAGGGGAGGAUCAAAAGUUGGCGGCUUUCCUCGUCGCUGACAAGGCGGACACAAACGGCGUAUGCGAAUUGACGGACCCCCAACAGAUUGUAAUAAGUGCACUGGAAAGGCUGGACGAACACACUGGGGCCAUUCUUCCAAAAUAUAUGGUACCCUCGGUGUACUACUUUAUCACGACUCUUCCUCGCACCAACAAUGGCAAGGUUGAUAGAAGGAAACUCAUCGAACUAGCGGAGAAUGCACAAGUAAACCAAACAUACAGAGGCAGAACAGACCAACAAAGUACCCGUCGAAAACCGUCUACUCCAAAUGAGAGGGCAAUGCAAGAGCUAUGGGCAGCAGCUCUGAGGAUUCCUAUAGAAGAAAUCGGAGCAGAUGAUCAUUUCUUCAAUCUUAACGGCGACUCAAUCUCCGCAAUGAAACUUGUUGCUGCUGCUCGCAACAAGGGUUUCGAUCUACGAGUAGCGGAUAUAUUCGCCACGCCUAAACUUUCGGAGCUGUCUGUGAAUCUUGAGAAGAAAGACAAGAAAUCGAAUCCCGGUUCGUGCUCAAUUGAGCCUUUCCAGCUGCUUGGGGACUCAGCAGACGUUGCGUCGGUUUGCUCCGAGGCGGCUGCCAAGUGCGGCAUAGAAGCUCGUGAGGAUAUUGAGGAUGUCUAUCCAUGUACGCCUCUUCAAGAGAGCAUGCUGGCUGCUACUAUUAGGUAUCCACACUCCUUCAUUAGCAUGAGGUUAUAUCGACUUCCCAAGUAUAUCGACGAAGCUAAACUCCGUAAUGCUUGGACGAGAGUGGUCCACCGACAUCGCAUUCUUCGCACUCGCCUUGUUGAUCUCGAGGACCAUGGUCUCAACCAAGUGGUCAUCAAUGAGACAUCAAUCGCAUGGGACAAAUACGACAGCAUGCAUGCAUUCCUGCAGCAAACUCAGGAUUUUGACAUGGGCCCGGCCACACGACUCACCAGGUGGUCAUUUAUCAACGCAUCUGAUGAGAAGCGUUAUCUAGUUUGGACCAUUCAUCACGCUACGUAUGACGGCUGGAUUCUUCCCAUCAUUGAAGCUGAGGUUCGGAAAGCAUACUAUGGAGAAAAAUUAGAAGUUGCUCCUCUAGAUAUGCGACCCCUGGUGAAAUACAUCUUGACACAACGAAAAGAGGACUCCAUGUCCUUCUGGAGUCGACAACUUGCAGGUGCAGAAGAAAGCAGCGUGUUCCCAUCACUUCCCUACCAUAACUAUGAUCCGACCCCCGCAACGUACUUGGAAAGAACUAUAUCCGCAGACGUCAGCUCUGCCUCGGGCAUUAUCGGCCUUUCUGGUUUGUUAUAUGGCAGUUGGUCCGCCAUAGUAUCUCACGUCACCGGAAAUCAAGUAGUUUCAUUGGGAACAAUCCUCACAGGACGCAAUGCCCUAAUCGACGGAAUAGAUAGAGUGAUUGGUCCGGCCGUUACAACUGUGCCUAUUCUGGUCGAUGUCAAUCCGAAGUUGGGGGUGCGAGAAUUCGUGGCAAGGAUACAGGACAUGACAGCUCGAUGGAUACCACACGAGCAUCUCGGCAUCCACGCAAUACGCGCCAUUGACGAUUCAUGUCGGGCAGCCUGCAAUUUCCAGACCGUGCUAGUAAUACAACCUCCUAGAAGAAGCCAGUACGUCGACUAUGGUGCUACGAAGGACGCGAUAAUGGAAGAAGUUGACGAGACAGAGAUUGAAGGCUUCCCUAACCAGCACUCUGUGCUCAAUCAGUAUGGUUUAAUGAUGGAGAUCUUACCAAUUGACGAUAAAGUCACUGUUCGUGCUAGUUUUGACUCAAACCUCAUUUCGAGCGCACAGAUUGAUCGCUUGAUCAACCGGUGGGAGUAUAUGAUACAACAAAUCUCUCUCAUUCUUAGAUCCGGACUCCCAGAUACGGUUUCCUCGCUAAAUUCCACAUGCGAACAAGAUCUUAACGAUAUUUGGGCAUGGAACAAGAUUGUUCCAAUGUCUGUUUCUCCUGACCGAUUUGUCUGUCAAAUGAUACAAGAAAUCGCCAAUCAACAACCAGAGACGCUAGCAAUCGACGGCUGGGAUGGAAAAUUCACAUAUAGCAGGCUAGAUGUAUUAUCGUCACGUCUUGCCCACCAUUUGAUCGCAUCCGGUGUUCGCCGCGGUUGCUUUGUGCCCUUGCUGUUUCGCAAGUCAAUAUGGGCCAAUGUUUCAAUGCUUGCUGUCUUGAAAGCGGGCGGUUCAUUUGUUCCACUCGAUGCAGACCACCCUGAGGGGCAUCUAAGAGCAAUCAUGCAGCCUCUGAGCGCCGAUAUUAUCCUGUGCGCUGCUGAGACGAGAGAUCGCGCUGCUCGACUAGCCCGCAGUGCUAUAAUGGUUGAUGAGACACUGGUCAAUGGUCAAUAUGCACAGAAGAACGUCGACCACGCCCCAGAAAUUCCAUCACCAAUGGCACAUGACAUUGCAUAUGCAGUAUUCACUUCCGGUAGCACCGGCGCCGCAAAAGGUGUUCGCAUCAGCCACGAGAAUCUAGCCACCGCCAUUCAUUACCAAGCCGGAGCUCAAGGGUACCAAAUAAACGCGAAUUCAAGGACUCUUGACAGUUCUUCGUACUCCUUCGAUGCCUGCGUGUGCAAUUUCUUCUACACCGUAACCCAAGGCGGUUGUCUCUGCGUCCCAAGUGACGAGACCCUCAAGGGUGACAUUGGCUCGUUCAUCCGCGAAUUCCGUAUCAACUGGGCACAACUGGUGCCGUCGGUUGCCCGAACCCUCGAUCCUGCCAGUUUCCCCGACUUGAAGACACUUAUUCUAACCGGCGAGGCACUAGGUAAGAGCGAUAUUGAGGCCUGGGGGCAUCGGGUCCGUCUAGUAAAUGCGUACGGCCCGACUGAAUGCACAAUUCUUUGUGCCAUUUCUUCGCAGAUAACAGAUCGCUCUCAGUUGGGAUCUAUAGGCAAUGGUCACGGAGCCAAUCUAUGGCUGACAGAAAUUGGAAAUCCAGAUAAAUUGGCACCUGUCGGAGCCGCUGGAGAAAUACUGAUUGAAGGCCCCUUAAUCGGCGCAGGGUACCUUGGACCGUACCAAUAUCCUCUGGUUGAAAACCCGUCGUGGCUCCUGGUCGGCACAAAGAAUGUCCCCGGCAGACGAGGAACCCUAUUUCGUACUGGGGAUCAGGCAAGAUAUGCAGAAGACGGCAGUAUUGUUUUCAUCGGGCGAAUCGGGUCCGAGAUCAAAAUACGUGGUCAAAGAGUGGAUUUACCAGCAAUCGAAUACGCGGUUUCUUCUCAUAUCCCGCGUGGAUUGGAGUUUGCAGUAGAGAUUGUGCAAGUCAACUUUGGGGCCAAGGGCCAUCAAAGGCAGAUGUUGGUGGUCUUUGUCAGUUCUCCCAUUGUUCCUACUGAGGGAGGCUCAAGCGUGCAGCUAGAAAUAAGCCUUCAAGAACUUGUCCCCGAGCUCAGAUCAUGGCUGGACUCUAAACUCCCUGCUCAUUUCCAACCGGAAGCUUUCAUUACUCUUCCAGCCAUACCGAAGACAAGCUCUAGCAAGACAGAUCGUCGUCGUUUGAAAGAGCUUGGGGCACAACUUCGCGUACACCAGUUAACAUGGAUUCGUGGAGAUGUCGUAAAGCCGAUUCGCACUCCUCCAUCAAACAAAGAGGAGUCAGCGCUGGUCACUAUCUGGGCUGAUGUUCUGGGAUUAGACUCUAAAUCUAUUUCGCGCGACGACGACUUUUUCCAGUUGGGCGGUGAUUCCCUUGGAGUCAUGCGACUAACUACAAAAGCCCAUGAGCGCGGUCUGGCAUUGAAGGCGAGUGAUGUUUUUAAAAGUCCAAAGCUCGCUCUACUUGCUCAAAGAAUGACUCCGUUGGGUGAAACCAAAGCCGAAAAUAUUCGUUAUGAACCGUACAGUCUUGUCAGAGGCAUAGGGGACAUUGAAGCGUUUAUCGAAGCACAUGUAACACCAACACUAGAUGUGCACGCCAGCCAGGUUGAGGAUAUUGUCCCGGCAAAUGGAUUCCAGGUGGAUUACAUGCAUAACGCAGAGGAGCCUCUAGGGCUCCAAUAUGCUUACUUGGAUAUCGGUGAGGAUAGUUCAUGGCCAAAAUUAGUUCAAGCAGUUAGGGCUGUGGUACAGUCUUUCCAGAGUCUGCGAUCUCGCUUUCUACUCCAUCAAGGCAGAUACUAUCAAAUUUUUCUUCGCGAGGCUCCUUUGUUGAUAGAAGAAACCACCACACAGGAGCAGAUAACUACCUUCUCCAACCAGUAUUGUCCUACCGAUGGUCGCCGAGCUCAAGUGAGCGAUGUCUUCACUAAGAUCACACUUGUGAGCACUGGGAGUCGCCGACGACGUGUCAUUCUGCGUCUGUCCCACAUGCAAAACGAUGGCUGGUGCAGUGUACGGAUUCUACAAGCAAUCGCCGCCGCGUUUAACGAUGUCAGCAUCGAGAAAACACCGGACUGGACGAGCCUAUUGCAUUAUCGUGUCCAGACAGCAGAAAGCUCCCGCCUGUACUGGCAGAAUGUUCUAAAUGGGACUUCAAGCACAACCACCUCAUUGAUAUACAAACCUGGUGGAAGCAAAGUACGCACUCUACGCUCAUAUGCUCUGCCAUAUUUCCACGAUGCAGACGACAACAGACGGACACGUCCAACUGUUGUAGUGAAUAUUGCUUGGGCACUCGUGCUUCAAAAGCUAGCCAAUGUCCAAGAUGUAGUCUUUGGCAAUGUUACUACAGGCCGCAACGGAGCUAUGCCUGGUCUCGACUCCGUUAUCGGGCCGUGUGUGAACAUGCUACCAUUCAGGCUUCGACUGGAGCCAUUGAAUGAUCGUUCAACUGCUACAAGCAGACGGCAACAGUUACGCGAUCUGGUGGAAGCAUCUGCACAGCAAAUCGAUGACCGUACGGCACACGAGGGUCUCGACUGGGAUGACCUCGUGGAAAGGUGCACGCACUGGCCGUCCGGCACACGCUAUUCAUCUGCGGUGCAUUUCAGAAAUAUGGCCUUUGAACCAGAGCUACGCUUGGAAAAUGACCGUGUGGUGGUUACUUGGUAUGAGCUCGUGGCAAUGCCACACUGGACGACGGUGCUCGUGUAUCCAGAAAAUAAUGUGUUGCGUCUAUGGUUACUUGCAAAUCCAGCAGAAAUUGGCGAGGGCGGUGCUGACGAGAUCCUCCACUUGCUUUCUGCAUACUGUGAGGAGAUUAUAGAGGCGCUUCGGGGAUGA